Zychaea mexicana is the source of this 1644-nucleotide messenger RNA. RefSeq lists its product as uncharacterized. The transcript has 2 exons. The coding region runs from base 211 to 1356 and encodes 381 amino acids. The record is from RefSeq and is a predicted model, not a curated record. Lineage: Eukaryota; Fungi; Mucoromycota; Mucoromycetes; Mucorales; Lichtheimiaceae.
CAAACAAGGCAGCUCAACCUGUGUUAUUGUCAUGGUAAGUUCUACAGAAAAAAAUGGAGGGAAAGAGGGAAGAAAAGUGGUGGUGAGGAGGGGGAAAUAGGUUAAAAGAAAAUCCUUCGUUCCGUUAACAGUUACAAAAAGCUUGGACCGAUCCCUGCCAAAUCCGCCAUUCGACCCGAAGAACAUCUUGCACCAGCAGAUAGUCUUGUCAUGACUGCGGUAGGACAGUGGACGCACUUAUCCAUCACGUUACAACAACAUUCACGCCAAACGAACAUUUAUUUUGCACCUGUCCAAUUUACGCAUCAAGACAAUUACCAAUUAGAUACUCGGAUCGAGUACCGAUCAUAUUUCUGGGAAACGCCCACCAAACAUUACUAUCGCCCGUAUCGAUUCUUGUCAUCUAACAAGUUGAUUGUCAAGGCAUUGUUACAGACAGUGCCACCGGAACUGCCGCCGUGCACGGCAGCGGAAAUGGCUGGUGGUCACAGCCAAGGAGGAGUAGGAGAUGGGGGAGGCGCAUGGAUGGCCAAGGCGGAAUAUCAACGGACGUACCCGUUGGACUUUUAUGGCAUGUUUGGCGUUGCACAGGAAGAUCAUGCAGUGAACAAUCGACUGUAUGUGCCCAACAAUUGUCGUCCGCAGUAUGUCAGCCUGGGUCAGGCGGCUCAGUGUUUGGAAGGCAAAACUGUGCAUGUGUGGGCGGAUAACAAUGUGCGCAGAAACCUCAAGGUAUUCAGCAGUGGUAAUCGAUGGUGCAGUGAUCCAACCGACGUGGAUUGCAUCUGUAACGAUGACGACGAAGACCACGCCGAAUCUUACCCUUGGGCGCUCGAUCCCACCAUACCACUAGUGAUCAACGAAACCUGGCACGCCGACACGCGAUUCUAUUUCAAUCAAGUGGGGAGCAUUCUAUCGAAAGACUGGAAACAAGAAAUGAAGCGAGUGGCAGCAGCAACAACAACGACUGCUGCAGAUCUGGUGAUCGUUAGUUUCGGUAACGAUGACAUUGCGCUGCGACACAUGUCACCAGGACGUUUUGCAGAUGCAUUUACCGAUCUGCUAUCCUACCUAGUCCACCAAGUAUAUCCCGUGCAACGCAUCAUCGUUCGCACACCCCAACCUUUCUGCUGUGGAACAAUUUAUUCGACCUCAUGGAACGCCGGUCGCAGCGAAGCAUUUACGAAGGCUGUCAGAGAUGCUGUUGCCAAAUUCCCAAGCGUCAUGCUUUGGGAUGUUCAUCGGUUGGGUAUGCCGUCUCAUAUGUGUGUGGGUAUUGCAGGCACGCCAUACACAACGCGUAGUGUUUUGAAUGUAGAAAACCUGCAGUUGUGGAACUUAGUGUGUGCGCCAUAAUAUCAACAACAACAAUCCCCCAAUCAUACUACACCUUCUCAUCGUUAUACAUAUACUUACUACUAUCAUCCUUUAACACGCACUCUUCUCAACAAUUCAGUCAUUCUUUCUGUUCAUCAUUUCCUCCCAAAGAUCCAUUUACACAUUACAAAGUUCUCUUUUCUUUUUUAUCUAUAUACUGUAGACUCGCACCAAUCACAACAACAACUUCGUUUAUUAUAUCUGUACUCUUACCACCAGCAAAACAAAACAGGCUUUAUUAUUUUGCAGUACGUUUAAAAUUUUGGC